Messenger RNA from Melanotaenia boesemani (Boeseman's rainbowfish), 3174 nucleotides. It is a transcript of the gene mlc1, whose product is annotated as modulator of VRAC current 1. The transcript is spliced from 12 exons. The record is from RefSeq and is a predicted model, not a curated record. Bases 186 to 1421 code for a protein of 411 amino acids. Gene Ontology annotation, biological process: regulation of response to osmotic stress. Lineage: Eukaryota; Metazoa; Chordata; Actinopteri; Atheriniformes; Melanotaeniidae. Gene Ontology annotation, cellular component: plasma membrane; cytoplasmic vesicle; endoplasmic reticulum.
GAGGAGGAAAGAGAAAUAGGAGGUUAAAUAACAAGUAAAAGUUUGUAGGAGAGAGAUGGGGAGCAGGAGCUGCAGAGAUUAAUAAUCUGUCCUGCAUGUGGUGUUUUGGAAGCAGUUGUUUAGAACACAUUUGUUGGACAAUAGCUGAGAAGAUUCAUAACAAUAGUUAACCAGCAGCUGUUUCAAUGAUGCAGCGUGAGGAGCUGUCAGCCAGAGAGGAGUUCACCUACAGCCACAUGCCCACUUUGGAAAGAGGCAAUGGGACGCUGGGCCGCCGGGGCGACAGGGGAGCAGAAAGAAGGCCAGACAGGGGGGAGAGGGACAGGCUUGAGCGGGACAGCUACACAGUGGACGUGAGGGCCAGUGACCUGCAGCUGGCCCAGCCGGAGCCUCUAAAGCACCCCUGCUUCAGCUACAGGGCCUGGCUCUACAGUGUCCUCAUAGGGGUGAGGGAUAAAAUGGGCAGUCUCCUAAUUGCAUCGGGUUUCUCUCUGUACCUGGGAAAUGUGUUUCCUUUUGCCAUGGACUACCUGCGCUGUGCUGCAGGCUCUGGCAUUCCUGCAGCAGUAGUUAGUUUUGCUAUUGCCAAGAACAGACAUGUUGCAGUGUCAGAUUUCCAGGUGGUCUAUGUAUCAACAUUUGCAGUAACGACCACCUGCCUGGUGUGGUUUGGUUGUAAACUGGUCUUGAAUCCCUCUGCUGUCAAUAUCAACUUUAACCUCAUUUUGAUGAUUUUGCUGGAGGUGUUGAUGGCCAGCACUGUCAUCCUGUCAGCUCGCUCUGCAGAGGACUGCUGUUGCCACAGGAAGUCUGUGAUGUAUGACAGGCCUGUGGUUGUUAAACCUGCAGUGUUUCCUACUCAACUCCUAAAGGCAUAUUCUGUGAUUGAAGUAAUCGUGGGAAUCUCUGCUGUAUUUGGAGGCAUUAUUGCGCUCAACAUGGACGCGUUGCUGCCAGGUCCCUACUUGUCAGUCACAUUUUUCUGGAUCCUCGUGGCUUGUUUUCCAAGUGCUAUCGCCAGUCAUGUUGUGUCAGAAUACCCAAAUAAAUGUCUGGUGGAGGUGCUUAUUGCUAUCAGCAGCAUGACGUCGCCUCUCCUCUUUUCGGCCUCCGGCUUCCUCUCUUGCAGUGUGAUCAGCUUUAUUGAAAUUUUCCUUUAUGAUGUGCCUACAGCCAAGCAAUCCUACGACAUCCUGCUGUUGAUUCUGAUGGUGCUACUCCUGGUGCAGGCAAUUCUUACUGCAGCCACUGUGGUGCACUGUGCCACAUACAAGAGUCAGCUCCGCAUGGGAGCCCCAGAGUGUGAUGACAGCAUGCAAACCACAACCCAUUACAGCGAGCAGCAAGCAUCCAAUGGAAUGCUGCAGGAUUUUGACAAGGACAGAGCCUGGAAGGCAGUUGUGGUGCAAAUGGCUCAAUGAGCAGCUCUACUCUAUGCACAGAAGUUUGGUCAGGAGUGGAAAAGGGAAGAAAAGAAGGGGUAAAGAAAACUCUGCAAGCUGUAAGCACAAAGACAAGAGUACAACACAGAGACCAGAGAGACGUAGUGGGGAAAAUGGAUCCUAAAGAGAAGAACAAAUGAUAGAAAGCAAACAAAAAAAAGUUUGAAAUAUUUGCAUUUGUUUAUCAUCAAGAUCUUUGCAUAGGUGACGCUUUGAGCACUUUGCUUUUUGUCAUUAUUGAAUUCUAACUACAUGAAACAAUCUUUUUUAUAUAUAUAUAAUGACAAUAUGUACAAAAAGGAACAAAGUGAGACAAUUAUCAACAAUAGAAAAACUGUCCAAGCACUUAAAAUAUUAUUUACAGUAUUUUGACACAUUAAACUUGUUCGGCACCAUUAAUACACAAGACUCAUUGUGGAUUUAAUGGAGGCUCCAGUAGUGAUAUUGUCAAGGUUACACAGUAUAAAGUAAACUGCACGCCUUUGAAAAUAAUCAAACUGAGUUUUCCACACAUAAAGGAGAUUAAGUGUUAAAUACAGCAGAGGUUUUUCUUUAAAUAGUAAAAGGUAUUUCAGCACUUUGGAUUGUGUUCUGUAGCAGACCCAUUUGUUCCUUAGUGGUUUGUCCUAGUUGCCAGUUUAUUACAGGAGAUUGAUUUGUCAUAGCAAUUAUUGAUAAGAACAAACUGAUUUUAUGUUUUGGGUUAAAAAUAUUAGAUGUUAUCAGCUGAAUAUACAGAUGUGUUUGUUCCUGUUUAAUGUUGCUGAAGUACAUAUAAGUAGUCUUUAAGGUUGGAUGACAGAAAUGGUAAGAAAUAAGUAUGGCAACAUUUAAGUGUGACUUUCUGAGAGACAUUGCUGUUAAUUCACUUGAUUUGUAUUCAAAAUGACCUGAAGAACAGAGCAGGUGAUUUUUAUUUGUAUGAAUAUUGCUGCAAAAGCUUAGGUUCCCCCUUUUUCUUGUUUGGAAAUUAGAGCCAUGUUCUCAUUACUGCUCGAAUCUAAUGUCAUAUCAAUUAUCUUCAUUUCCUCCGUUUGUUAGUUUACUCCCCAUCCCUCCCCUUCAUUUUGAGUUAGACACUGAACAUUUUAUUGUUCGUAUUUUCGUAUUGACAAGGACCUUUUUCUCCCCCUGACAUAGCCUGUAAUAAUAAAGGCAAAAACCUGGCAAAUGUUAUGUGAACACUGGCAUUCAAAAGUUUGGGCACCCCUGGUUAAAUACUUACUGUGAAUAUUAAAAAUUCAAAUCAGUCAUGAUUUUAAAGAUAACUGAGGCAAAGUUAUGGAUUUGUUUUUUUCCUGUUGUAAAAGACUGAGAAAUAACCAAAAAAGGGAAGAAAAACAAAAAAAGGGAAAAGAGCCUGCAGCCAAAUUCCAAGGUUUUCUGCAGGGUCAGGAGGUUUUCAUUCAGUUCUCCUGCAUAAGCAUCUGUUCAGUUCUUUGGCUUUCUCAUUUGCAUUGUUCUCUAUCCAGAUAUUUUCAGACUUUUUUUUUCAGACAUUUUAAAGUCAGUGACCUUGAGGAACGUUGCAGAAUCGAUAGCUUGCAAGUAUUGAGAUGGACCUUUGUUUUAAUUUUCUUUAAAAAGACAUGCAGCCUAAAAUAAGAAAAAAGCUGUAACAGUAUUAAAAAUCCAAAAGAUCCCUGAGAUAUUUCCCUUUUUUUCUUGACAGCAUCAUUUCAUUUGUUAAUAUCCAUUCCAAAAGUUGGAACAUUAAACAUUUAAUACCGUU